Anarrhichthys ocellatus (wolf-eel) is the source of this 5754-nucleotide messenger RNA. RefSeq names its product acid-sensing (proton-gated) ion channel 1c (gene asic1c). The record is from RefSeq and is a predicted model, not a curated record. Gene Ontology annotation, molecular function: ligand-gated sodium channel activity. Gene Ontology annotation, cellular component: plasma membrane. Lineage: Eukaryota; Metazoa; Chordata; Actinopteri; Perciformes; Anarhichadidae. Bases 1011 to 2582 code for a protein of 523 amino acids. Gene Ontology annotation, biological process: sodium ion transmembrane transport. The transcript has 11 exons.
AGUGGUGGGAGAGAGAGAGAGAGAGAGAGGAAGCGAAAAAGAGAGUGAAAGGCUCCACACGGCAGAAUAUAAAUCUGUAUGUUAGCAGGACUAAAGCUGGAGGUGUCGGAGCGCCUUUAGUGGUAAUGCCGGUGGGGGGGUGGCCAUAAAGCAUCAAGAGGUGUUUUUUUCCCCUUAACUGAGGAUCUUUUGCAAAUAAGGAAGUGGAACCCGCAGGAGCUGCGAACGCUGGUUGUCAAGCACAUUGGUGUGCUGGUCGGAAGGUCUCUGACCCCCUUCGUUUUUUAAUUUUUGGGGGAGAAAAGAGGAGCCAAAAAAAAAAGCCACGAGAGGAAGGUGGCAGCGAGGGGACCAGUGAGCCAUUUCUCUCUUUAUUACUUCCAUUCACAAAACCAUUGCAUCCCAUUAUCACAGCGAUGUAGAGGCAUUCUCUCCGGUUAGAGGAGGAAGGGUCCCAUUGACUGCUGAGGCUUAUUAGCACCUCUCUCCAAACGCUAGACCUUUUCAUUGCAGCCCCUCAUCUCCCGCCUCUAUCCUCUAACGUCUCCUAUGUUCUUCUCUUUCUCCUUGUCCUUUUGUGUUCUUGUCCCUUUUCACACCACUCAGGAAUCAGGAGGCUUUGCGUUUUGGUAGAAGUGGGUGUUUUUCUGGUGCUGUCAUUGUAUUUGGUGGCGCUACAAAGGACAGCUGAGCGGGGAGUGAGAGAGCGAGACAGCUUUUGGAGAUAAUAAAAUUGCAGCCAGAAACAGAGGGGUGGGGGGGACCUGGGACUACAGGAACAGCUGACAACCACUGGGUGCUGAAUUGUGAUGAAAAGAAAACUGUUACAGAGACUGACAAACCAUUUUCAGGUGGCUAUUUAUUGGGACAAUUACCACUUCUUGAGGGAAUAAAAGGAGCAGUGUGCCAAAACCAAACACUGCUGGUUGGAUUCUGCUACUGCUGUUGCUAAGCGAAGUCGUUUAACCUGAAGUUCUUGGGCAGACAGUGUUGAGCAUCACUCUACAGCCAUGAAAGGGAGCUCAGAGGAAAGCAUUGGGAGCACCAGGCCCUCCGACCUGCAAGCGUUCGCUAACAGAUCCACCCUACAUGGCAUGAGUCACAUAUUCUCCUAUGGGCACAUGACGUUCCGUCGGUUUCUUUGGAGCCUCUCCUUCCUCGGUUCGCUGAGCUUAUUGAUGCUGGUCUGCAUGGAUCGCGUGUCGUAUUACCUGGAGUACCCCCACGUCACCAAGCUGGACGAGGUGGCGGCGACCAACCUCACCUUCCCAGCGGUUACCUUCUGUAACCUCAAUGAGUUCCGCUUCUCCCAAAUCACCAGAAAUGACCUGUAUCACGUGGGCGAGCUUCUGGCCCUCCUUAACAAUAACUACCAAAUAGCCAACCCGCACUUGGCUGAGCCCGAGGUUCUCGCUGCCCUAAAGGAUAAGGCAAACUUCCAGAACUUCAAGCCAAAGCUGUUCAACAUGACUGAUUUCUAUAACCGCACAGGUCAUGACAUCGGUGAGAUGCUACUGCAGUGCACCUUUCGAGGAGAGGAUUGCUACCCGGUGAACUUCACCACAAUUUACACGCGCUACGGAAAAUGCUACACAUUCAACUCCGGAUUGGACGGCAACCCUUUGUUGACCACGUUGAAAGGCGGCACGGGGAACGGCCUGGAGAUCAUGUUGGACAUUCAGCAGGAUGAAUACUUGCCGGUUUGGGGAGAGACAGAUGAGACCUCCUACGAAGCAGGCAUCAAGGUUCAGAUCCACAGCCAGGACGAGCCGCCCUUCAUUGACCAACUGGGAUUUGGUGUGGCCCCUGGUUUUCAAACUUUUGUGUCAUGUCAACAACAACAGCUUCAGUACCUCCCGCCGCCUUGGGGAGAUUGCAAGUCUACUCCGAUAGACUCUGAAUUCUUCUCCACGUACAGCAUCACCGCCUGCCGCAUCGACUGUGAAACACGGUACCUGCUGGAGAACUGCAACUGCAGAAUGGUUCACAUGCCUGGGACCUCAACAGUUUGCACACCUGAGCAGUACAAAGACUGUGCUGACCCGGCUUUAGGCUUUUUGGUAGAGAAAGACAACGAUUACUGUGUCUGUCAGACCCCCUGCAACAUGACUCGCUAUGGCAAGGAGCUGUCCAUGGUUAAGAUCCCCAGUAAGGCAUCUGCUAAAUAUCUGGCUAAGAAAUUCAACAAAACUGAGCAAUAUAUUGGAGAAAAUAUAUUGGUCAUGGACAUCUUCUUUGAAGCUCUGAAUUAUGAGAAGAUUGAGCAGAAGAAGGCCUAUGAAAUUGCAGGGCUUCUCGGUGACAUCGGAGGGCAGAUGGGGCUGUUUAUCGGAGCCAGUGUCUUAACAAUACUGGAAAUAUUUGACUACCUAUACGAGGUGUUUAAGGAUAAGGUAUUGGGCUACUUCAUACGGAAGAAAAGACCACAGCGUUGUCAGAGCGACAAUCUGGAGUUUCCAGAGAACCCAACCAGCCCUGGUGUCACGCCUAAUCAUGCCCCCAGAGCACCUGUGACACCCUCCGGAGUCACUCGGACAGUCUCGGAUUCACGCCGAACAUGUUACCUCGUCACCCGACUCUAGGCAACUUUGAGGAGUUUGCUUGUUGACAACAUAAAGUAGGGGUGGUGGGGGGGGGGCGGCACAUCCGGGGACUUGACAGCAAACUGUGAAAUAAUUUAAUGUAUUCAAACAGAAAACGGUUGGGUGUAUGACUCGAAAACGUAUAGUAGAGUUUAUCAAUGCCUGAAUAGAAAUAGAGUACUAUCAUCAGAAAAAAAAGAGACCACUUCCAAAACAGAACUCAGGUUUAACUGCCAUGUCAAGGUUUCAGUGUUAAUUUAUUCAUGUUUCAUUUUGUGGAUUUGUUUUUCUUAUGCAGACACUUUAGAGUUAUACAAUCAGUGAAGAGAAAUGUGUCCAGUUAAAAGGCUUGCUGCCCUGUGAUGAGAUGUAGCACUGUUGUGCUCGUCCUGCUGUACAUCAAUCCCCAAACACAAGCAAACAGAAUACACGUGGAUUGGUAUGUGUAGCAUUGCAGUUUCUGAACAGUGUUACGUCUCCAGCAUCUAACCGACGCUGUGUGCAGUGACCUUAUACUGUCACCAGUUUAGACAGGCCUUCAAUGAGCUGAUUGUUGGAUAAGAGAGCUGCUCAUUAGUGAAUCAAAACACCAGACUGGUGUGUUGCCUUUUGCUCUCGUGAGGCUUUGGAUUGUCUCAUGAGUUAGAAACUGUGCUCAAUGGAUUUAAAAACAGAAAAGGAACUUGAUUAUAUGCAAGUAUCUCGUUUUGUUCCAUGCUGCAGGCUGAAACGAAUGUGUUUGUGAACUUAAGUCACUUUUUACGUACAGUAAGGUUUAACAAAGAGUCAGGAGCCCAGAAAAAGGCUGUUGAUUGUAUCUUUAUAUAGCUGACAAUUCAAUUUGUAUUAUUUUCCCAUUUUUGGGGAUAGUGUUGCUCUGCUGACUGUCACAAAAGAAAAAUGCUAACAUGCAGUUUGCUGCAGGAAUUGGCCCUUAUUUACAUUAAAUUCAUUAGAAGAGAAACACAAUCAGGUUUUCCUUUUUGUCUUUUUCAUAAUUCUCAGCUAUGUAUUUUUCAUGACUGCGUCUUAAAGUGUUCAUCAGCACAAUCCCCUGUGAUAGUAAUCUAUUCUCUAUUGUCCAUAAGGAGACUUAAAGGCUUGUUGGUGACAUUCCGAAACUUGACAGAAAUUUGUAAAUACCCGCAAUCAAAUGCCAUGAAGAAAUUCUAUACUGCUCAUUUGAGACCUUUGUCAAAUAUAUAUAUCAAUAUAUCUAUAUAUAUAUAUAUAUAUAUAUAGAGAUAUAUAUAUAUCUAUAUAUAUAUAGUGAGAGAUACAAGUUUUGUUUCAUCUGUUCUUACACCAGAAGGAAUUUGGACUUUCUAUCUGGGUGGACCGUAAGUGUCUUUGAGUUUCUGGUGAAUAUAACGUGACAACUAAAUAGACUUUAUUAGAUACAAGAGAAUUGCCUCAAAACAUGAAGACCACCACGCACCUCAGCCCCAUUCAGUUCAAUUGGUUUAUAACACAAAUGCAUUGUACAAUUUUACCAUUAUAUCCCUUUAUUAUUAUUAUUAUUAUUAUUAUUAUUAUUAUUAUUAUUAUCUCAGAACAUGUAAUAAGUCACAAAUAACAGUUUGUGAUGUAUAAAUGAUCAAGUAUAAUAAACUCUAUAUUUACCCAUCUUACUCACGUACACAGCUUUUCUUAUCUUCGUGUGAGUCUCACUUCCUCUUUUUUUAAAUGUUCACUCUGUUAUUUAAAUCCUUGACACUACAGAUAUGGACUUGUAGGUACACUUACAUAUCCUCACUAUAAAUACUUUACUGGACAUUCAGAGUAAGUUGUUUUUUUGUUGUUUUUUAAAUGUGAAACUUUCAAGUAUAAUGCCAAUCUAGUUAAAGUGGUGUACAUGACACUGUAGCUUUAUUACUCUGUUGUCUGUGUAUUAGAUGACUGUUGAUGUGAAGCACAAACCCUUGGAGAUCAGCCAUCACUUGAAAGCCAAUGACUGGACGUCUAUGGUUGUGACUACCUUUUAUGGCUCUAGUUUGAACUGCACAGGCUGUUACACGUGGUGUGUUCACUGCUCCAGCAUUCAUAGGAAUAAGAGAGCACUCCAAGAGGAGACAGAGACUUUAUCCAAAUGGAAAUUUUACUUUUCAGGAAACAAAAGAAAAAAAAAGGUUUAUCAGUGUGGUUGUGUCAUGAGCAAUAAAUGCACUAAAUCGGAUACAAUUGUUAUCAAAUUUACAUAAAGAAAAAUAUAUUUGGGAUUCCCAUUUUUCAAUUCAUGAUGUAUUCAACAGCUGGAAUGGAUGUAGACGGAACAGCUGCCAACUGCAACACAGAUGUGUGAUACAGCGAUUGUAUAUUAACCAUCAUUAGCCAAAUAUAGAGACACAAAAUGCCAAUUCAUGUUACACAAUGAUGCUAUUCUGAUGAUGCUGCAUUGCCAUGACAUUGUGUGUGAGUGUGUGUGUGUGUGUGUGUGUGUGUGUGUGCGUGCGUCAUGUUAUCCGGUUUCAAAAGCAUAAAAAUGACCCACCAUUUACCGCAAACUGUGGAUGUAGGAUUUGUGGGUCUUUACCACCCCCCUCACACACCCCCUGCCUUACUACCAGUCACAGAACAGCAGAGUGUAUCUGAACUGGCAGAAACUAUUCCUGAAUUGUUUGUGCUCAUUAAGUAGUUCUGAUAUUUAGCGCAUAGUUAUGGCCUAGUAGAAAACCGUACUCUAUAUAUUUCUGUCACCCGACGCCUACAUUUGAACUAUUUUGACUAUCACCCAUUUUCUUCCUUGCAUGACCAUUAUGUAUUCCUAUUAUCUCUGGUCUCUUAAUGUAAUCUUAGCCAUGCUAUUCACUUUGUAUGGUCCAAAAAUGUAUUUCUGGAGCCAGAUGAAUCAAAAGGACGUUCUCCACAUCCUCCUCAAACCGGGCUUGGGAUCGUGCAAUAUACUCAAAAAGAAAGAUGUUCUGCAGAUGUGGAAAAACGUCUUUAUCUUUCCAUCAGUAUCUACGGAUUAUAUGAACACAAUAUGGCUUGAAGUAAAAACUAAACUGUGCCUUCAAGACUGGUUCUCACAGGUAACAUCAAGACUUUCAUGCGCACCAACAUCUGGGGAACUGAACUUGCUUCAUCUGGCUCUACGUGCUUUAUGUGCAUUUUACUGUAGAUAUGUGAUUUUAACUCUGAACUGUACAUUAAAUAGUUAAUACACACUUAA